ACAAAUCUUUAUUUGGUUUCCCUCGUAUUUCACUUUCAUAUUUUCUAAUCAAAAUUCCAGCCCUUCCUUUCGUUUUUCUACGACAACUCUCUGUAAUUUCUAGGGUUUUGCUUCGCCUACUUGCAUUUGAUUUUUGUGACAACAGAUUGCCUAAAACGACUGCUUCUCAGCCUCGUUUGCUUUGGUUUUCUUCCCUACAUUCAGCCCUAACUACGCUUAACCCAUGGGAAGCAUCAAUUGCUGCUCUUCUAAUGAUAAUAGCCAUUGCAUCACUCACUAUCCAUGUUGUUUAUGUCCAACAAACACUGAAGAAGAGAAAGAAGGUUAUGGAAAUGGAAAAAUUCACAGGAAAAUACAUACUCAAUCACAAAACGGUUAUUGAUGUGAAGAACAUACUUGUUCUUUUUUGGGUUUGUCUUUGUUCGAGUGGUGUUUACUUCUUUAGACUCUAUUUUGAAAUUCUGUUGGAAUCGACUAAUGUUGUAGCAUCGCCUAGGUCAGGCCUAUUCUUGGCUGUUAUUCAUGUUGCUUGGAUGGCUAUUUUUAUAUUUGGGGGUGUUGCUGCUGUGGAGUUUAAUCUCAAUCCAAAAAGGAUUUAUAGUGUUUCCAUGAUGGAGAAGAUGAUUGCAAGCUUUGAUGAUUAUAACAACAAACACAAUUUUAUUAUCUCCAAUGUUUAGUUAUAGGGUUUCACUUUUUUUAUUUUUAAAUUGUAAUUGUAAUAUUAUGUUUCUAGAUAAAAGACACGUGUAAUUCCAAUAUAGUUUUACCUUAGAGAAAAUUAUACUCUAUACUCUUUU
Cannabis sativa is the source of this 800-nucleotide messenger RNA. RefSeq lists its product as uncharacterized. The record is from RefSeq and is a predicted model, not a curated record. Bases 252 to 680 code for a protein of 142 amino acids. Lineage: Eukaryota; Viridiplantae; Streptophyta; Magnoliopsida; Rosales; Cannabaceae. The transcript has 3 exons.